AUGUGGACGGCAAGCAGUGCACUGUUUUUCGCUGCCACGACAAUGGCGACAAUCGGCUAUGGUAACAUCGUGCCGGCGACAUCAUCGGGUCGAAUCGCAUGCGUGGUGUUCGCAUUGUUCGGAGCGCCGUUAGCCAUCAUCACUAUAGGAGAUUUGGGUAAAUUUCUCUCCGAGUGCACCAUAUGGCUAUACAAGGAGAUGAAGAAAGCCCGAGCAUUCCUGUAUGCUCGCUGGAGACGGUUUCGAGGGCUCAACAAGGGUAAUGAGAGUUGUUUCAUGAAACUCGUUUAA
Messenger RNA from Cooperia oncophora, 291 nucleotides. Lineage: Eukaryota; Metazoa; Nematoda; Chromadorea; Rhabditida; Trichostrongylidae. The record is from the annotation of a GenBank genome assembly.